AUGGUGCUCAAACAGCCAAAAUCGAAACAGGAGAACUCAAUGGGAGACGGGGAAGCGUCUUUUAAUGCUUUCAACAGUCCCAAGAAGCUUCCCGCGUGGUUGGACCAUUUCAAUGCCAGGGAUCUCAAGAUCCUGUUCAAGUGCUCCCUAGCUGUCUGGAUUCUCACCAUCUUUAUUUUCAUCAACGACACCCUGCGAGUGCUUGGCCAGGCGGCAUUCUUCGGAUGUGUUGUCUUGUUUAUCAUGCCGCCUUCGGGCGUUGUGUUCAUCCACUUCAUGGCUGGCCUUAUGAUCUGCGUCGGCCUUGCAAUGGGCUGGGCUUGGGGAGCGAUCACCAUGAAAGCUGCGUUAGCCACAAGGCCGCAGGCUGAUUUGAUGCAACGCUAUGGAGAACUGCAGCAAUCAGCGCCCCAGAACACGACCAAUGUCGGCCAAGCUUCUGGCCAGACGACUUACCAGCAGAUUGCCAUCUACCAAGGAUUUAUGCUCGAUACUCGCGUGAGCGUCACCUACUUUUGCAUGAUGGGUCUGUUUGUAUACUUUAUGGCCCGCGUACGAGUUGCUGCGCCGAAUCUGGCACUCGUGUCAAUCUUUUCCAUGAUAGUUGCGGACAUCUACCUCACAACUGCACCACUAAUCCCCACAUUUCAAGGCACGAUCCCGAAAGUCUUGAUUCUUCCAAGUGCCAUCGCAGUUGGCGUCGGUGUAGUCUGCAACCUGCUGCUCUUUCCACAGUCCACCUCACAAAUUACACUCGGAAGCAUGGCCGGAUUGCUUGAACCCAUGAACAGUUAUGUCAAGUCUCUGAGUUGGCACUUCAGGACGAGAGCUAGGUUUGAACCAGAGCGACUCCAGGAACUAAAGGCAAGUUUGACCUUGGCGUACAAAGGCAUCGAAUCAGCCAUCAAGUUUCUUCCCAUGGACGCCACAUAUCGAAAAUGGAGCCCCAACGAUAUCAAGUCCUUUCAAGAGCCGCUGCGACAAGUCUUGGUCACAUUUGGGGAACUACUACAACUGUCCAUCUCUCGUGAGGAGCUCUUCGCCAAAGACGAUGCCCUGACAAAAGCUGCAGAGGAGCUGGAGAACUCUAGCAAUGAGAAACAUCCACUAGCCUAUCACAUCGCUAAGGCAGCAAAUCUACGAGAAAUCACGAGACAUCCCGACACCGAAGAGAUGAUCAUCAAGACCACUGACGCACUGUCUGUAUGCGCUGGCCCGCUGAUUCAAAAUCUAGAUCAAAGCAUCGAUGCUAUCAUUCAGACACUGUCGGGAACCUCGAAGAAGGAUCCAGUGCCCCAGCACGAGCAGGUUCUCAUGUCCCUGCAAGAAUCGCUGGAAGACUUCGAGGACACGGCUGCAGAGCAACUAAUCGCCCCCCAUGCCCACCUGUUUGAUGCUGAUGGCAAGAUCAUCUACGACGAUCGUCGUGCCCCUCCUCUUCUCGGCCUCAUGUCUGGUCUUCUGUAUCAAGAGCGACUGAUCAACCUCGCCAAAAACAUUGCAGCUGUUCUAGAAAGAGCCAUCGAGACCGAAAAGAUCCGACCAAAAAAGCGCGUGUGGCUUCCCGGAGGCCUUCACAACAUCUUUUCGCUCAUGUUCUCCCAUGAGGCGCCACCUUCAACGAUCCCCAAUACCACAGAUCUUGUUAGGACCAUGUCUGUAGUUUCUAGGCCUGAAAAGAAAUCGGGACUUUUUAGUAAGAAGGCCAAGAGCAAGGUCGAACCCGAAGCGGACAAGACUGCGGCAACCCUUUUGGCAGGCAUGCAACAGCCAACUAGCCGUCAACGACGCAAACCAAGCCUUAUUUUCUUGUCACUGGUGAACUUCUUUACGAAUGUUGAAGGACUCCACGCUUUACGUGCUCUAGUUCUAACAAUCGCUCUUGCUGUUCCUGCUGUCAUACCGUCAUCUGCCGGCUUCUACUACCGGGAAAAGGGAAUGUGGGCUCUCAUCAUGGCCCAAAUGGCUCUUGAGCCAUAUAUGUCGGAUUUCAAUUCUGGAAUUAUCAUUCGAACUCUGGGCACUGUCGCUGGCGGCGUUCUUGGUCUCGUGUGCUGGUACAUCGGCGCAGGCAAUGGUCCAGGUAAUCCAUAUGGCUUAGCCGCUAUCAUGGCCGUUGCUAUUAUCGGCAUGAUGUGGUGGAGGCUGUUUGCUCCGCCCCAACAUAUGGCGGCUGGUAUUAUGCUUACAUCAACUAUGUACAUGGUUGUGUCAUACAGCUGGGUUGACACGCACAUUCCCACCUAUGGUAAUCCAGGCGUAGGAUACGACGUUUUCUGGCGAAGAAUUCUCCUCGUCCUGAUAGGAUUUGGCGCGGCUGUGCUCGUCGCUCUUCUUCCGCGACCACUCUCCGGAAACAGGCAUUAUCGGCAAAUCUUGUCUAGUCAUCUCUCCAGCAUCCGAGAUCGCUACGCUCUGCUUAUAACAGUUUGGCGCUCACCACCCAGCGACUUCGAAAAGGUCAUCGAGAAGGAAACAACCACGUAUGAGGAGCUUCUGAGCUCCAUCGCGCUCCCCAUACUCAAGACGAAGUUCGAGUUCUCCACGUCAAACAUCGAUACCGAAACACUCAGUCGCGCCAAUCACCUGUGCAUGAACCUCAACGUGUUCCUUACACAGUUCAGCUUGACCGUCACAAAACUGCCUCUCCCAGUUCGCGAAAGAUUCCGGCAAAGGGUGAGUGCAGGAGACGAAAACAUGAUCGCGGAUCUGAUGUCAACUUUGACACUUCUCCAACACUCUUUGAUGUCUGGAGAGUCACUCCCAGCAAUCUUGCCCACGCCGUUGGUUGGUAGAGCAAUGCAGUUCAGGAAGUUGCGGGGCGAAUUCCAAGACGAAGAGAACGUAAAAGAGUAUCUCACUGGACAGGAAGGCCGGCAGUGGUCGGCAGCUGUUUACGCAUUUGUGAGGUUCUUGGGUACUCUUGAUGAGCUUGUCAUAGUUGUGAAGAAAGCUGUUGGUGAACGAUCUCAUAUCAAUGCAGAAGCUUUAGGUGGGAGCAUGUAUUAG
Fusarium sp. VM40 is the source of this 3009-nucleotide messenger RNA. NCBI's taxonomy places the organism in Eukaryota, Fungi, Ascomycota, Sordariomycetes, Hypocreales, Nectriaceae. The record is from the annotation of a GenBank genome assembly.